AUGGUCAGCGAUAACAAUCAUAAUGGCGAAUCAAACAAUCCCUCGCAGAAGGACAGCUCAAUGCAUGGAUUGUCUACAGUCCCUACAUCAGUGACAUUGACGGCCGAGCAAUUUGAGAGACUGUACUUGACCCCAAUGAUACGCCACCAGCCAGCAUUGGCCAAGAAAGUGGGAAAUCCGACGCCCUUAGCCCUAGGAGGCUUCGUUAUCACUACAACACCCCUCUCGUGUUGCCUGAUGGCCUGGAGAGGAGCCAGUGGAAAUGGGAUUGCAUUCACCGGCCCUAUCAUCUUUCUUGGUGGCCUUCUGUUGCUCAUAACUAGUAUCCUUGAGUUCGUGGUUGGCAAUACGUUCCCCUGCGUUGUAUUCGGUACCAUUGGUGGAUUUUGGUUCGCCUUUGCAGCCACAAUGAUUCCUGCCUUCAACGCAGCCGCUCCUUAUUCCCCAUCUACUACCGAUACAGGUGCUGGGCUUUUGAGUACUGACUUCAUGAAUACCUAUGCAUUCCUCUUUAUAUCCAUGGCAGUUCUGAUGUUCAUUUUUAUGAUCUGCGCGACACGCACAAAUGUUGUGUAUACACUAAUAUUUCUGUCGCUUCUCUUGGUGUUUAUAUUAUUGUCGUCCGCUUACUGGCGGCUGGGCCUCGGGGACGCCGCUGUUGGUAAUCGAUGCGUGAUAGGUGCCGGGGCUUCUCUUUUCGUUGCUAGUUUACUUGGCUUCUACCUACUCAUUGUCCAACUUUUUGAUGCCCUGGCAUUCCCGUUCAAUUUGCCAGUCGGGGACUUGGGGAAUCUUUGGGUUCCCGCUUUGAAGAAGUGA
Molecule: messenger RNA, 819 nt
Organism: Aspergillus ruber CBS 135680
Lineage: Eukaryota; Fungi; Ascomycota; Eurotiomycetes; Eurotiales; Aspergillaceae
Product: transcriptional activator of ethanol catabolism AlcS
Exons: 7
Coding region: 1-819 (272 amino acids)
Cellular component (GO): plasma membrane
Molecular function (GO): acetate transmembrane transporter activity
Source: RefSeq, a predicted model, not a curated record